Messenger RNA from Ziziphus jujuba (common jujube), 1374 nucleotides. RefSeq names its product TATA-binding protein 2. Gene Ontology annotation, molecular function: DNA binding; RNA polymerase II general transcription initiation factor activity. Lineage: Eukaryota; Viridiplantae; Streptophyta; Magnoliopsida; Rosales; Rhamnaceae. Gene Ontology annotation, biological process: DNA-templated transcription initiation. The coding region runs from base 436 to 1032 and encodes 198 amino acids. The transcript has 9 exons. The record is from RefSeq and is a predicted model, not a curated record.
UAUCCACACGUUUCGUCAACCGCCUCUUUCUCUCUCUUUCUCUCUCUCUAUCUCUAUAUUUCUCUUUUUUUCCUCUCUUUCAAGGAUCAGAGACAAAACCCAAUCCCGAUCUAAGAAACAAAGCUUACCCAUUCCCAUCCAAAAACAUAUAAAAGAAGCCCUAAUUUGAAAGCUUUUCCCUCUCCGCUUUCAAUUUCCCUCCUCUAUUCUUCGUCAAUCUUUCUUUGAUCUGAAACCCUAUAUAUAUCCCAACCCUUAUUUUAAAUUCCUGAAAUUUUUUUUCAAAGCAAGCAUCGAAUUGUGUACAAAAAAAAAAAAGAAAAAGAAAAAAAAAACUAAAUAUUAAUAAUAAAGCAAUUCCUUUCAUUUACUAAUCAUCUAAGGACCCUAAAAAUUUGAUUCUAAAUUGGAAUUGGGAGCGAGCGGAGAAAGGGAAUGGGAGAACAAGUUGGAGUGGAAGAGGUCGAUCGAGACAAGCACCCAUCUGGAAUUGUUCCCACUCUUCAGAACAUUGUAUCCACAGUUAACUUGGACUGCAAGUUGGAUCUUAAGACAAUUGCGUUGCAAGCUCGUAAUGCAGAAUACAACCCCAAGCGUUUUGCUGCUGUCAUAAUGAGGAUAAGGGAACCAAAAACUACAGCUUUGAUCUUUGCCUCUGGAAAGAUGGUUUGCACAGGUGCCAAAAGCGAACAACAGUCAAAACUGGCAGCAAGGAAGUAUGCCCGUAUUAUCCAAAAACUUGGGUUUCCUGCUAAAUUUAAGGACUUCAAGAUUCAAAACAUUGUUGGCUCCUGUGAUGUUAAAUUUCCUAUCAGACUUGAAGGUCUUGCAUACUCCCAUGGUGCCUUUUCAAGUUAUGAACCGGAACUGUUUCCUGGGCUGAUAUAUCGAAUGAAGCAGCCAAAGAUUGUACUUCUUAUUUUUGUGUCAGGGAAAAUUGUGCUUACAGGGGCAAAGGUGAGAGAUGACACAUAUAUGGCCUUUGAGAACAUAUAUCCUGUUCUUACAGAGUUCAGGAAGGUUCAGCAAUGAUAUAUUUCUGGAAAUGGCUUGAAUGCUAUUGCGAGGUGGAAAGUUAAAACUGCUGCAGCCUGAUCUUCAGUAGUAGCUAAACUUGAUUGGUUUUCUUGUUAAAGAGGACCUUGUGCAGAUUAACAUAUUUAUAGGGUCUUUUUCAUGCUAUCUCACAAAGAGAGAUAUGUGAAUCAUGCAAUAGUGGGUUGCUGUUUGGUUGGACAUGUAGGGGAGGUGUGGUAAUCGGAGGCUAAGGAAAUGUCAUUCCUUAUAUUACAUGUGAUGUGAAUUUUGGAGGACAUUUUUUUUUUUUUUUUUUUGUUAAUAAAAUGCUAAACUCGAUUCCAAUUUUGUUUUUAA